Messenger RNA from Trypanosoma rangeli, 5065 nucleotides. RefSeq names its product putative calpain-like cysteine peptidase. Gene Ontology annotation, biological process: proteolysis. The annotation marks the transcript as partial. Lineage: Eukaryota; Euglenozoa; Kinetoplastea; Trypanosomatida; Trypanosomatidae. The transcript has a single exon. Gene Ontology annotation, cellular component: cytoplasm. Gene Ontology annotation, molecular function: calcium-dependent cysteine-type endopeptidase activity. The record is from RefSeq and is a predicted model, not a curated record.
GGACAAGCGGUUCAUGGUGGACAACAAGGCCAUCACCAAUGACCCGUGGAUCCACAUUGGUGACUUGUACCCGGAAGGCAAGAAACUGCCGCUCCUUCCCGAUAAGCUGGGCCGAGACCAGUUUGAGCAGGGCAGUCACUUUGAGUGCUGCUGCUUGACCGCCUUCGCGACACUUGUGGACCACCACCCCGAUGUAAUCCGCAACUUGUUUAUAACUAAGAAGGUGCGAAAGGACGGCCGCUACACCUUCCAGUUCCACAGGUAUGGUCAGUGGAUGAAGGUGGAAAUUGACGACCGCAUCCCGCUGCUGGAGAAGCAGACCCUCUUCUGUCGUUCCCCUACCCGCCAUUGGUGGCCCUUGUUGUUGGAGAAGGCGUACGCAAAGUUUUAUACCCUGUACCAGAACGUUGAGGGGUGCACACUGCAGGAGUUGUACUACGACUUUACUGGAUGCCCCGUGGUGAGCAUCCCGACCGAUCUGAAACUUGCGAAGUUCGCCACGUAUCCAAUUGAUGAGCCGGAGUUUUGGCUAAAUCUUAACGAGGGUCUCAAGGAGUGUGCAUAUGGAGCUACCGCGCGGUCAGGGCUUGUAUCCAAUACAGGGAUUCAAGAAAAUCAGAUGUACGGCGUGCUUGGGAUUUUUCCCCUUUUUAAGGUGUCGGAUCUUACUGUUUUUGAUCUUUUUGUGAAACUAAGUAACCCGUUUGUUGAGUCAGUCUACACGGGCCCCAUGAAUAAUGAGGAUAUCCGUUGGACCCCUGCAUUGCGUUCCUCUUUUGCGCCUGAACGGCAUGAUGUAAUCUACAUGCCUGUUACAGUGUUCCUUGAGACUUUUUCCAGCAUUGAGAAGGUCUUGCUUGGGGGCUUGAUGCUGCCGAGCUGGCACUUUAACAGCGAGUGGGGUGAGGGUACGAGUGGAGGCAACCCCACCCUUGUGACGUGGCGUGAGAACCCACUGUAUGUGGUGCGGAACACUUCCGAGGAGCCCUUGCAGAUUAUAGCGACGAUUGGGCAGCCGGAUCAGCGACACAAGCUUCAUCUGAUGCCACAUCAGGAGUUGGAUUACAUCCAAUGCGGUCUUGUUCUCUCGCAGAGUACGGAUACGACGAUGAUUCCCACUUAUCUGGUGACGGCAAAUAACCAUCGUAUGGUGCACAAAGGCCUUUAUAUGGACCUUCGUGAAGUCGUUAACAGAAUUGUGGUGCCGCCGAACUUUUUUGGGUACCUUGUUCCCAGCGCCAUGUUUCACGAGCAAGGCAAAUUCUUAUUGUCCUACUGGUACUCUAAAGCAAGUGAUGAAAAAACUUUGAACAUUACGCGACUGCACGUCAACGUGGCACGACACUUGCCGGCCAUUGCGCACGUCACAUUAGAGCCUCAACAAAAGAGGCGUGUUGAUUUUGUGGUCGAUACCCCGACUGAUGCGCAUAUUUUACUGCGCCAGGAAAAACCAUAUCGUACCCCCAGCUGCUCAGAUGCCAUGACAGAAGAUUUUGUUGGCAUGCACUUGUAUGAUGGGGACAGCAGGCGCAUAGGCGGGGUUGCUUCCGCCACAAACUUUCGUGAAACUGGUAUAGUGCAUCAUCUUCCAAGUGCUGGCCAUUAUGCGCUUUCCAUUACAUGUCCGCAUGCGAAUGGUCUUGUUCCAGUGCGGGUUGAGGUUGUGGCCAACGGGGAGGCCCACGUUCGUACGACUGAGCCACCGAUUGAUACUGUCGGGUUUCACGACGACGAAAUCGAAAUGACCGAAGAGGCCUUGAGGACUUCUCUACCGCAGACGUCACUGGAUGUCAAUUCAAGAGGGAUCUCGUCACGUGGAGCAUCAGUCUCCGCACGAACGUCAGGUCUUCCUGUAGAGGUUGGCAUUAGCCACCAAGACCUUUCCUUUCUUGACCCAGUACAGGAGGGCAUUCCCAUUCAGGACAUAGAUCUUAUGGGCGAUGAUGCGUUUGCUGCAAUGACGCGUGAACGCAUGAAACUAAAGAGGGACCCUCUUGCGAAUGCGAACAAGAUCACUGCCCUCGAAGCGGAGAUGAAUCAGGUUGCUCGUGAAAUGGCUAAAAGGAUGCAUGCCAAGGAGCGUACCUUUCUUGAUCCAGAGCCCGAGGGCGUCCCGCUUGGGUUGCUCUCAUUAAACAACAACGAGGCGUUUUUAGGACUGGAGCGUGAGCUUCGUGCCUUAAACCUCAAACCGCGGAAGGAUGCCAAUGCAAUUGCUGCUCUUGAAGACGAGUUGUUUGACCGAACACACGUGCUUGCAAGUGAGCUCAAGAAGAAGGAACGAGACAUGUUUCUCGAUCCACAACCGGAGGGCGUGUCAGUGUCUGAGCUGCCGCUGGAUUCGGAUGAGUUAUUCCACGCGAUGGAGGUGGAACGCCUGUGUCUUCGCAAUGAGGAUCCGAGCGCCAAUGCGGCAAAAAUUAAGGAGCUUGAGGAUGCGUUGAAUGAGCGUGCCCACGAGUUAGCUCAUUUGCAGUUUCAUAAAGAAAGAGCCUUUCUGAAUCCCGAGCCCUUUGGGUUUCCGUUGGAAGAGCUUGGUUUAGAAUACGAUGACGCCGUUGUGCGGGGCGAAGCGAAGCUGCGCGAGUUGAGAAAGGACCCGAAGAAUAACGCAGCGGAGAUAAGGGCCAUGGAGGAGGAAGUUUCCAACCUGGUGGAGGACAUUGCUCGCAAACGGUCAUCACUUGAUCGUGCGUUUCUUGACCCCGAGCCGGAGGGACGUCUUGUGGAACAUUUGCCGCUGAAUGAUGACAAGUCGUUUGUGGCGAUGGCAACAAAAAGGCACAAGAUGCUGCGUAGAGGCGAGGACCCGGAUAAGGUGAAAGCGCUUGAGAAGGCAAUGAAUGAUGGCGCACAUGAAAUUGCCCGCGCAUUGAAUGCAAAAGAACGUCCUGCCUAUUUAAAAGAGGCCCCGUGCGGAGUCCCUCUCGAGGACUUACCACUGGAGUCGGAUCAGGAGUUUCGUGAGUUUGAGGCGAAGCGCCAACGGCUGCUGCGUGACCCGAGGCACACUUCGGCAGUCGAGGAAGUCGAAGCAGCGUUAAACGCUCGUGCGGAGGAGCUUGCAAAGAGGCAGUUGGCAAGCGAUCGCGGGUACAUGGAUCCAGCUCCGGGUGGUGUUCCGCUGUCGCUUCUUCACCUCGACGACGACGCUCCAUUUCAAGCGCUCGAGGCGAAGCGUGCCCAACUUGGGAAGAACCCACAGCGGAACGCAAAGGUUAUUCGUGAGGUGGAGGAGGAUCUCCUGGACCGUGCCGCGGAACUGGCUGAAGAUCUAAAAACAUCUGAGCGGAAGAAAUUUUUGAACUCGAGGCCUAACGGUGUGCCCAUUGAGGAUGUCCCGAUCAGCAGCGAUGAUAUAUUUCAUAACUUGGAGAUUAAGAGGCUUCUGCUGCUUGGGGACACUGUCAAGAAUGCGACUGCCAUCAGCAGCCUGGAGGACGCCAUGAAUGAAAGGGCCUUGGAAUUGGCUGCGAAGUUGUUGGUGGAUGAACGUGCCUUCCUGGAUCCUGAGCCUCUAGGCAUUCCUAUUGAGGAGCUUCCACUUGACAGCAACAAGGAGUUUAUGGUGAAGGAGGCGGCUUUGCGUAAGCUUAGUCGAGAGGUGCCAUUGGACAAUGAGGCUAUUGAUUUACUGAGGGAUGAAAUGCUUCAACUGGAGUACUCGAUAGCUAACAGCGAACUUAUGGCAUUCCGUGCCACCUUCUUGGAUGCUGAACCAGCGGGUCGUGCUAUUGAGGAUCUUUUAUUGAAUGAUGAUCCAGAGUACAUGACUUUGGAGAAGAAGCUCCGUGCGCUAAUAGGUUCUUCUACCGCUGAACCGGGCUUGGUUGAAUCCUUGAAGGCUGCACUGAAUGAGCGAGCCUAUAAAGUGGCAUUGGCGCUGAAUGCCUCUGAGCGAAAAGAUUAUUUGGACUCCUCCCCGUUGGGGGUUCCUCUGGAAAAGUUGUCGCUGGAUACGGACACAAGAUUUGGUGAACUUGAAGCCGAUAGAGCCCGCUUGCGACGAUUCCCAAAUGAAAACCUAGAGAAAAUAUCGAGUGUUGAAGCAGCAUUGAACAGUCGUGCAAGGGAGCUUGCAAGCGAGGCACUUCACGGCGCUCGUGGCUACCUUGACGCUUUUCCUGAGGGCGUACCUUUGGAGCUGCUGCCCCUUGACACUGAUGCACGAUUUUGUGAGCUAGAGCAGGAGCGCGCACUCAUUUUGUCCGCAGAGGUGUUUGCUCCGUCGGAGCUGUCCAACAUUGAAAAGGCUCUUAACGACCAUGUACAUGAGUUAGCUACAGAAUUCAAAAAGGUUGCCCGCACACAUUACGUCAAGGAGUCCGAGCUCCCCAUACCGGCAGAGAGACUCUACCUGGACGCCGAUAUUCCAUUCAAAGAAUUGGAGGCUAAAAGGUUUCAGCUGCUCACGAAGGAUCCACAAACCGUUGCUCACCUUAUUACAGCAGUCGAAGAGGCCCUAGCCAAGCGCGCACAAGAGCUAGCAAACACAAGAAAAGAGGAGCUAAUAAAAUUCCUUGACGAACAUCCACUCGGUAUACCAAUCUCCACUCUUCCACUAUGUAAAAACGUAUCAUUUAUGGAAAAACUGGAGGAUCUUCACCAACUUCGAAAGCAAAAAGGAAAGGCUGAUGAAAUUGCUACAGCAGAACAUGAACUUAAUGAAAUGGUAUAUGAGAUGGCCGCAAAAGCACUAGAGGAGAGGUACCCCUAUCUUGACCGAACACCAGAAAACAUUCAUAUAAGGUACCUCCAGCUACUAGAAGACCAACAGUUCGUUGCGAUGGAGCAGGAGCGCGAGCGCCUUCUGGAGGACCCGCGCCGGAAUGCGAAGGAAAUCGCUGCACUGGAGGAAGACAUGAACGUCCGUGCACACGAGCUCGCACGCGACAGGAAGCUGGCGGACCGGGCGUUUUUCAAUCCGGCGCCGGAGGGUGUGCCCCUGCGCGAGCUUGCGCUGGACGACGACAAGGACUUCGUUGCGAUGGAGCAGGAGCGCAAGCGGCUGCUGGAGGACCCGCGCCGGAAUGCGAAGGAAAUCGCUGCACUGGAGGAAGACAUG